This is a messenger RNA of Diaporthe batatas, 1507 nucleotides long. RefSeq lists its product as uncharacterized. Lineage: Eukaryota; Fungi; Ascomycota; Sordariomycetes; Diaporthales; Diaporthaceae. The transcript has 2 exons. The record is from RefSeq and is a predicted model, not a curated record. Bases 291 to 1229 code for a protein of 312 amino acids.
GUCAUGAAACCCCAGAGCAGUCCUGCACGGUUUCAAUUUCGCACUUAUCGAGCACGCAGGCACGCCAGGCUGUGCAUUUGCGCUCAGGGGGAUCUCGUUCCCUUUCUUCUCUCUUUUUGAUAGGGAUGUGCUGAUGAGGCGACGAUCCACUGCAUUUGAAGCAGAACUACUUGCGUGCCCGAGAGCUCUCCCGCCCUGAGCCUUGGACCAACGAUCACUCCAUGCGACUGACUACGACUAUUUCCCGAAAGUAAAACACUAGUGGCUUCAGCCAACGGCCGAAACCAACAAUGGCCGACAAACAAAAAGGACCCCUCCUCCGCCUGGCAGGCAUCAAGUCCGCACAGCUCCCCGCCGCGACGGCCUCACCCGAGGAGCUGACCCCAUUCAUAACAUCCCUCCUCAAAGAGUCGGUCCCCUUCAUUGACACGGCGGCUCCCCGGGCCGCAGACUUCACCGACCCCGCCGUCCCGGCCCCUCCCGCCUCCAACACGCUCUGGAAGUCCAAGGGCUCCAAGACCCACCCGGACUCCACGGCCAAGAUCGACCUCAGCGAGAGGGUCGUCCCCGUCGACGGCGGCGCUGACGAGACGUGGGCAUGCCGCCGCAGCGUCCACGCUGACGAGGCGGCCAGGGGCACGGCGAGCUGGGCCGAGUUUGCCGACUGCAUCCGCGACCGGCACCCCGAGACGGAGGACGCCUUCACGCCGACGGUGCUGGCGCACCGUGAGGCCGUCUCCUGGGGCGGCGCCAAGGGCGCGGCGGCCGUCGAGGUCGGCGGCGUCGCCUGGGGCCGCUUCACCCUCGCCCUGCUCGAGAUGAAGCACAAGAUCCCGCCGCCGCUGAAGCCGCGCGUGUUCCCCGUGCUCCAGCUCGUUGCGUCGGCCGUGUCUGCCCCCGGCGGCGGCGGCGACGGCGCGGAGAGGGACGAGUUUGUGGUCGUCUCGGUCACGGUGUCUGACCUUGCGACGGGGCCGCUGAAGGAGCAGGCCUCGCUGUCGCUGGAGAAGGGCGUCGUGGUCGGGGCGUAUGUCAGCGUGGAGAGGGUGAGGAGACUGCCCGGUCAAGGGGAGGACAAGGGCAAGAUCGAGUGGGUCAUGGCUACUGCCAGCGACGCGAAGGGCAUCCUGCCCUUGUUCCUGCAGACCAAGGCGAUCCCGGGCCAGAUUGCGAAGGAUGUGGGUAUGUUCUUGGGCUGGGUCGAUAAGGAGAGGGCGAAAAAGGGCUGAAGAGCCGCAAGCUGGUGCACAUGGGGCUGGCGGUUGAGCCUGGUUUGAAGUGCAUGGGGUUUGACAGCUGCCACUGGCUAGUAUGAGCAAUAGGUUGAGUUGGUUGGUAAUGGUCGACGGAUGUCCGGCUCGGAUGGCAUGCUUAAAAUGUUCAGCGGUGCAGUCAACGGCGUAAUGUUAAUAAUAACUAGUGGCUGAAACAGGCAAGAGGGAUAGUGCAUUCUCAUCUGUCCAGAUGAAAAGCUCAUUGAUACAAAACAAUCCCAUUCAUGAACCUG